UUUCAGCAUUCAGUCCAGUGCUCUUCUUCCACUUCACACGGUGUCCGAGAAGCGUCGUCUCCCGCACCACCAUCCACCCCCGCGAUCUCCGUUUCCCCAAGCAUGGAUUUGAUAGUGCGACAGGUACUGUUCGCCUUGAUGGCGAGCAUCAGCAUCGUGCUCUGCGAACCACCCCUCAGCAAUCAGUACGGCGUUCCCGGAAAUUACGCAGGUGGAGGUCAUGGGGCACAAGGUGGUGGAAAUGGAUUUGGGGGCCAUUAUGGUGGGCACGAUCAUGGUGGGCAGGAUUACACAGAUAAUGAGCCCAAGGCCUACGAAUUCGGCUAUUCCGUGAAGGACCAGGCUACCGGAAACGACUUCGGUAGGCAGGAGACGAGCGACGGCGAGACCGUGCGCGGCGAAUAUAGAGUGCAGCUUCCGGACGGCAGGACGCAGAUAGUCACUUAUCACGCCGACUGGAGGACCGGUUUUCACGCCGACGUGAGGUACGAGGGUACCGCGUCCUAUCCGGACCAGUACAACGCCGGUUACGGGGCUGGUCCCGCUGGUGGUCAAGGUUUCGGCUACCAGGGAAAUCAAAUUGGCGGUGGAGGCGGAUUUACCGGGGGUAACCAAGGCAGUUACAACUACCCGUCGGGCGGCGGACACUUCGACAACGCCAACAACUACCAGUUUGGAUCCAAUUCCAUAGACAGCAGUUAUAACAAUUUCGGUGGAAGGAAUACUUAUCCGGGAGCACCGUCACCCACAUACGGUCCUGCUUUCCAUUAGAAUAUAUAAGAAAGUAUUAUAUAGGAUAUACUGAUCCUCUUGUGAGCACAGUCUUUUUUCCAAUAAAGACAUUUUUUCAUAAAAAUA
Messenger RNA from Wasmannia auropunctata (little fire ant), 858 nucleotides. RefSeq names its product pro-resilin-like. Bases 103 to 771 code for a protein of 222 amino acids. NCBI's taxonomy places the organism in Eukaryota, Metazoa, Arthropoda, Insecta, Hymenoptera, Formicidae. The transcript has 4 exons. The record is from RefSeq and is a predicted model, not a curated record. Gene Ontology annotation, cellular component: extracellular matrix.